Molecule: messenger RNA, 1421 nt
Organism: Cyprinus carpio (common carp)
Lineage: Eukaryota; Metazoa; Chordata; Actinopteri; Cypriniformes; Cyprinidae
Source: RefSeq, a predicted model, not a curated record
GACUCGACUGAAUCUGCUCAUUUUAGAAAGUGUUCUUGCUCCGUCCAAGCAUUAAGUGAGCGCUAUAGCCUAUUCUCCAACUGCUUGGGUAAUAUCAGGAUGACCCAUUUCAGGGGCUGGCAAAAAUACAAUUUAAAACAGUCAAGGGGAUCAAGCCUUCAGGGAGUCUGAUGAAGAGCGUCUGUGCUUGAAAUGUCUCUGGUGAGAUAAAAAUAAAUUUUUGCAUUUUUGGAGUCGUUUUCUCAUGGAACCACUUGGUGAUUUCAAGAUUUACUAGAUCUUUUGUGGCACAUUCGUUUCUCACAGUGUAAGAAAAACAUGCAACAUGCUGAAAAAUCCCAUAAAUUAAACUCGCUGGGCAGAAAAAUAUUUGUAAUUUAUUACUGAAUUAUAAAUUGCUGUGGUUUGAAUGUGAGACUUCAAAUGUGUAUGUUCAGUGAUCUUGUGACACGAUGCAGCAUUUGUUCACUGCAGAAGUCAGACUUUUAGAGAUGAGUGUAUGUGAAGAGGGUCGAAAGGUUUCGGGCAGCUGGUGUGCAAAAACCCCUCCCAUUUUUAAGCACAUAAAAGGCAAAUGAAACAUUGUUCAUUUUUGUUCCGUCACAAGAUGCAUCUGCAAGUCUCCAUUGUUCUUCUUUUCAUUCUUCUCACUGGAGGAUUCUGUCUAGUCUGUUAUGAAUGCCAGGGUCCAAAAGGAAGUCCUUGUGAAGAAAAUAUGACAUGUGAUGAUGAACAUAGCAUGUGCGCAACUAAAAGAAUAAUAGAAUAUAGCAGCCCAGAAUAUGGAGACAAAGUGACAGAGACCACAGAGAGAAGUUGUGCAACACCAGAUGACUGUGAAUCUUGGUACAUUACAACAGGCAACUGGAACAAAUCAGUUUCUAUCCAGUGCUGCGACACCGACUUGUGCAAUGAACAAGUUGACAUAGAUUUUUACUUUGAUUAUGAUGUUUAUCAUGUUUCUUAUGAUCAUGAUGAGAAGAAAUGUUUCGCUUGUGAUGAGGAUGAGGAGGACUGCUCACACAUAAAGAGUUGUAUGGAGGAUGAAGACUACUGCUUUACUGCAAAGAGAAAUCAGUCACACACUCUAAAAGGAUGUGCCUCUAAAUACAUCUGUGAUGAUCUGCUAAAAUGGUUAAGACCUGGUCGUAGUAUCACAUGUUGUGAGGGUUAUCUGUGUAACGGCACUCAGAGCGUCUCUCAGAGCUUGCUGUUCCUCUGCUGGUCUCUGCUCUUCUUCAUCCUGCUGCACUGAAUCCAGCAGCAAAGACCCUCCACAUCAGCCAGAAUGUAAUAAAUGACUGUGUUAAGCAAAAUAAAGCAUUCAUUUUCUAAGAUCAUUUGAUAUAAUGAACGUCAAAAAUACACUGGGGUCUAAAACACAUUGAAAAUGUAGGAUAAUUCAAAAAUUAUAAUACUAA